Cadophora gregata is the source of this 1279-nucleotide messenger RNA. RefSeq names its product ribosome biogenesis protein tsr3 (gene TSR3). Gene Ontology annotation, biological process: maturation of SSU-rRNA. Bases 48 to 1229 code for a protein of 393 amino acids. Lineage: Eukaryota; Fungi; Ascomycota; Leotiomycetes; Helotiales; Ploettnerulaceae. Gene Ontology annotation, molecular function: rRNA small subunit aminocarboxypropyltransferase activity. The transcript has a single exon. The record is from RefSeq and is a predicted model, not a curated record.
UCUCCUCCACCUCCGCAACACAAAAAAUACAGUACAAAAACGCCGCAAUGGUUCGACACAAGAAAGAUGGAUUCUCGUCAAGAGGAGGCAAGAAAUACAGCAAUGCGCCUAGAAGAUCAGGUCCACGACACGACGAUGACGACUCAGAACACCCCGCAUCUCGCCCCUCCUUCAAAGCAGCAUGUUGGGAUCUCGGACACUGCGAUCCAAAGCGAUGUUCAGGGAAGAAAUUGAUGAGGCAGGGACUUAUGCGCGAGCUUCAUGUUGGACAAAAACACUCUGGAGUCAUCAUCAGUCCAAAUGCGAAGCAAACAGUCUCCCCCGCCGACCGGGAGCUCAUGGAACAAUAUGGAGCCGCUGUGGUGGAAUGCUCGUGGGCUAGGAUAAAGGAGGUGCCCUGGCCAAAGAUUGGUGGAAAAUGCGAGAGAUUAUUACCGUACCUGGUGGCUGCGAAUAGUGUCAAUUAUGGCAAGCCUUGGAGACUGAAUUGCGUGGAGGCUCUGGCAGCGGCAUUCUUUAUCUGCGGGCACCCAGAUUGGGCAGAACAGAUACUUGCUCCAUUCUCAUAUGGAGAAGCGUUCUUGGAAAUCAAUUCGUCGAUCCUGAAGAGAUACGCGGCGUGUAAGGAUGAGGCAGAAAUCAAGAAGGCGGAAGAGGUCUGGAUGGCUAGGCUGGAGAAGGAAUAUGCAGACAGCCGAGGCAAUGGAGAAGAUGGGGCGGAGACAGAUAUGUGGAAAGGUGGAAACUCGAAUCACCGUGCGCCAGUUAGUUCAGAUGACGAUGAGGACGAGGACGAGGACAAUGAGGAAGGUGGCGAAGAUAACGACGAGGAGAUCGAUGGUAUAUUCCUGGGAAAGAAGCCCGAAAAAGUCGACUUGACGCAACCGGAGGUAGAAAAAGACCCAUUCGACAUAUCUGAUAACGAGGACGACGAAGAAGAAAUGGCCGAGUUGAGAAGAAGAGUAUUGGCUGCCAAACCAUUCUCAAAUCCAACAGACACAGGGAAGAAGCAGCCAGAGAAGAUAGCUCGACCUGUGCCGCUCAAGGAUGAUUCGGAGGUUGAGCCUGAUUCGGAUAAUGGGGAUGAUGAUGAGUUCGACAACAUUAUUGAUGCUACACCUGUCACGGAUAGGAUAGGUAUCAAGGCCAAGCAGAGGAGCAAGGCGGAGGAACCUCUUGCUAGCGCAAUAUUUUCUAGAACUGUGGUAGGUGCUCCGAAGAAGUGGUAAUGAAACUAAGAAGUUACCAUCAUGGGCGCGCAUUAUUAUAUGACAUUGCA